AUGGGGCUAAGAGUUGCCAGCCUUUUUAUGCUCUGGCUGGCUCUUUCCUAUGCAAAUGAAAUAAGAAAAGGCAGGACAAGAAACCAUGGUCACUAUGUCUGCAGCACUUGGGGAAACAACCAUUUCAAAACUUUUGAUGGAGACAUCUACCAAUUCCCUGGCAUUUGCGAGUAUAAUUUUGCUUCUGACUGCCGAGAGCCUUACAAGGAGUUCUCUAUCCAUAUUCAGCGUGCUCUGAACACCAAUAACCACCCUGAGAUCCAGUAUAUUCUGCUAACAAUCAAGGACUUUACACUGUACCUCAGACCAAAACUGGUUGUUGUGGAUGGGCAGAUUGUGAAGACACCUUACUACAGCUCCGGUGUGGUCAUUGAGAGCAAUGACAUUUACACAAAGGUUUAUGCCAAAUUAGGCCUGAUUCUGAUAUGGAAUCAAGAAGAUGCACUGAUGGUAGAGCUGGACAGGAAAUUUAAUAACCAUACAUGUGGUCUGUGUGGGGAUUAUAAUGGAGUUCCAGUUUACGAUGAGUUUAUCAAUGGAGAUGAAAGCUACAAUUCAAUUACAUACGGGAAUUUACAGAAGAUCAACAAACCCAAUGCCAAGUGUGAAGAUCCUGAUGAAACUCAGGCUCUUCCAAGCUGCAAUGGGCAUCGUGAUGAGUGUGAGAGGCUGCUGACUUCCUCUGCAUUUGCUGAUUGUCGUUUACGUCUUAAUUUGGAAAUGUACAUCCAAGCCUGCAUGCAGGACAAGUGUGCAUGUAAUGGAAGUGAGGACUCCUUCUGCCUCUGCAGCACCAUCUCUGAGUAUUCUCGCCAGUGCUCACAUGCGGGUGGCCGGCCGGGUGAAUGGAGGACACACAGCUUUUGCCCUAAAACCUGUCCUGAUACCAUGAUCUACAGAGAAAGCAGCUCACCCUGCAUGGAUACUUGCUCACACUUGGAGAUCAGCAGCCUUUGUGAGGAACACUACAUGGAUGGUUGUUUCUGUCCUGAAGGAGCUGUGUAUGAUGAUAUUACUGAAAAAGGAUGCAUACCUGUUAGCCAGUGCCACUGCAAACUCCAUGGAAAUGAGUAUUCACCUGGAGCAAGCAUUACCAAUGAAUGUGAAGAAUGCACCUGUGAUUCAGGCAGAUGGACAUGCAAAGAUUUACCUUGUCCAGGCACAUGUUCAGUGGAAGGAGGCUCCCAUAUUACCACCUUUGAUGGGAAGAAAUACACCUUCCAUGGAGACUGUUAUUAUGUGUUGUCCAAGGGUUUUGUAAAUGACAGUCAUGCUCUCCUGGCAGAACUGGCUCCCUGCGGCUCCACAGACAGGCAGACCUGUUUGAAAACUGUUGUGCUGCUAGUAGAUGACAAAAAAAAUGUCGUGGUUUUCAGAUCAGAUGGCAGUGUGUUACUAAAUGAGAUGACCAUGAACGUGCCUCAUGUGUCAGCCAGCUUCUCGGUAUUCAAGCCAUCUUCCUACUACCUUGUUGUACAAACUUCUUUUGGGCUUCAGCUGCAAAUCCAAUUGUUUCCAGUCAUGCAGCUGUUUGCAACUGUGGAUCAAUCAGUUCAAGGAAAACUUCAAGGUCUUUGUGGAAACUUUAAUGGAAUGGAAGGUGAUGACUUUAAAACAACCAGUGGGCUGGUAGAAGCUACAGGAUCUGCCUUUGCUAACACAUGGAAGGCCCAAUCCACCUGUACAGACCAGGCAGAAAAGCUGGAAGACCCCUGUAGUCUCAGCAUUGAAAGUGCAAAUUAUGCUGAGCAUUGGUGUUCUUUGCUGAAAAACUCAGAGGGUCCUUUUGCGAAAUGUCACUUAAUCAUUGAUCCGUCAGAAUACUAUAAGAAAUGUAAAUAUGACACCUGCCUCUGUGAAGACAGUGAAGAAUGCUUGUGCGCUGCCCUGUCCUCCUACUCAAGAGCCUGUGCUUUCAAAGGGAUCAUACUGGGAGGCUGGAGGCAAAGUGUCUGCACUAGUGAAGUGUCUGCCUGCCCAGGAAAUCAAAUCUUCCUUUACAACCUUACAAUGUGCCAGCAAACCUGUCGUUCCUUUGCUGAUGGUGAAAAGCAUUGCUUGCAAGACUUGGCUCCUGUGGAUGGCUGUGGGUGCCCAUAUAAUACAUACUUGGAUAACCAGGAUACCUGUGUGCCCAUCUCCAAGUGCCCAUGUUAUUACAAGGGAUCAUACCUGGAACCAGGGGAAUAUGUCACAAAAGAUGGGGAACGCUGUGUUUGCCGAAAUGCAAAGAUCCAGUGUACUUCAGUGACAGUAAGAAUGCAAAGUGUAACAGAAUGUUCUUCUAACAAGACGUACUUUGACUGCAAUGCAUCCCCAAGCUGGAAUUCACAAACACCUGUACAACUUAGCUGUCACACUCCUCAAACUGAUCAUUUCCAGGCAGAGUGUGUCUCAGGCUGUGUGUGUCUGGAGGGUCUAUUUGAUGAUGGGAAAGGGGGCUGUGUGGAGGAGAAGGACUGCCCGUGCAUUCAUAACAACCAGUGGUAUUCUCCUGGACAGCAGGUAACAGUGGACUGCAACAUCUGUACCUGCCAAAAAGGGGUUUGGAGCUGCACUGAAGAUGUGUGCUAUGGCACUUGUAUGAUAUAUGGAAGUGGCCAUUAUAUCACCUUUGAUGGAAAAUUCUAUGACUUUGAUGGAAGCUGUGAAUAUGUGGCUACUCAGGAUUUUUGUGGUGACAGAAAUUCCAGCGGCUCAUUCAGUAUCAUCACAGAGAAUGUCCCUUGUGGAACUACAGGAGUUACCUGCUCAAAGGCUAUUAAAAUGUUUCUAGGGAAAACUGAAUUGAAAUUGGAGAACAAAGAUUAUAAAGAAAUUCAGCGAGAUACUGGUGAUGAUGUACAUUAUUGGAACAAGACAGUAGGCCUCUACCUCGUUAUUGAGGCUAGCAAUGGUGUGAUGCUUAUCUGGGAUAAGAAGACUACUGUUUUCAUCAAGCUGACCCCUGAUUACAAAGGCAAAGUGUGUGGUCUGUGUGGCAACUUUGAUGACAAGUCUAACAAUGACUUUACAACAAGGAGUGGGCUGCAGGACACUAGUGCUCUGAAGUUUGGGAAUUCCUGGAAACAGUCUUCCAUGUGCCCAGAUGUUACAGAAGAGAUAAAGCCCUGUGAUGUAAAUCCACAUCGGAAGUCCUGGGCAGAGAAAGAAUGCAGCAUCAUCCAGAGUGAAGUCUUUAAAAUUUGUCACUCCAAGGUGGACCCAAUUCCUUUCUAUGAAGCUUGUGUUCAUGAUGCUUGCUCUUGUGACAGUGGUGGAGAUUGUGAGUGCUUCUGUUCUGCAGUUGCUGCAUAUGCUCAAGAAUGUACCAAGCACCAGGCCUGUGUUUUCUGGAGAACUCCUGAUAUAUGCCCGAUAUUUUGUGACUACUACAACCCUCGUAAUGAGUGUGACUGGCACUAUGAGCCUUGUGGUGCUAAUAUCAUGACUUGCAGGAUAAUUAAUAAUGUCAGCACCAACUUUUCAAUACCAUACCUGGAAGGUUGCUAUCCCAGAUGCCCUGAUGACAAGCCUGUUUAUAAUGAAGAGACAAAGGAAUGUGUGACUGAAGAUCAAUGUUGGUGUUACAUCAAUGGAACUCAUGUUCCUCCUGGGCAUGAAAUAACCACAGAAGAGAACUGUACAAAAUGUGUCUGUGGUCCCUCAGGAUCUAUACAGUGUACACCAAUCCCAGGAUGUCCUUGUGUCAUCAACGGAACAAGUUAUGAAGUGGGUGAAAUUGUGGCACAAAUACAGGAUGGUAACAUAUGCAUCACAUACGUUUGUGCAGAAAAUGGUUCUAUAGUUGUUGGAAGUACUUAUCCUUGUCCGACAUCUACUUCACCUACAACCAUUUCAACCUCCUUUCCUACCAGUACUCUAACCACCACAGUUACCACUACAAGCCCUCCAAUAACUACAACUCCAUGCUUUGGUUUAAUCUGUAAUUGGACUGAGUGGUUUGAUGUUAGUAAACCUGAAGAGGAUGGUGGUGACUAUGAAACCUACGAUGCAAUAAGAAAUCAAUAUGGAAACAAAAUAUGUGAAGCUCCUGAAAAUAUUGAGUGCAGGGCUAAAGAUAAUCCAGAUGUUAGUUUAGAGGAACUUGGCCAGAAAGUAGAGUGUAAUGUUACAUAUGGACUAAUCUGUAAAAAUGAGGAGCAAGAUGCAACUAUUUGGCAACUUUGUUAUAAUUAUGAAAUCAGGGUAAAUUGUUGUGAGUGGCAUGAAAUUUCUUGUGAGACUGCAAGUACACGGCAUCCAACACAAACUGCAACUGCAACCACCACUAGCACAACAGUACCCAUCACCAGUACAGCCAGGCAGCCAACAACAAUUACCACCACAUCCAUACCCACCUCAACAAUCACAAGCGAAUUCACACCGUCGGUUACCACCCCAGUAACUCCAACCUCUCCAGGAAGACCCUCAUCCGCAAUGAGCACAGGGUCUUUUCCACCCCUGUCGACAACCACUCCCAUGCCAACACCAUCAGAGCCUCCCAGUAGCACUGCCAGCACCUUGAUGCCCCCCAGCACCACGACGCCCCCCAGCACCACCACCAGCAGCACUGCGGGGACAUCAGCAACCGUUCCUGCCACAUCAACACUCACCCUAACUACUGCGAGCACAUCCACACCCAUGCCAACGUACACCACCACCACACCACCUCCAGAAUGUGACUGUGUCUGGACAGACUGGAUUGAUGUGAGUUACCCAGAUAGUUCUGACAGAAACAGUGGUGACUAUGAAACCUUUGAGAAUAUUCUGAAGAACGACCCCUCCUGGGUCUGUGUGAAAGCGGAGAAUAUUUCAUGCAGAGCAGAAAAGUUCCCUACCGUUCCCAUUGCGGAUUUAGGGCAGAAGGUGGAAUGCAGUGUUAACACGGGGCUGACCUGUAACAACAGCGAUCAGGUCAUAGGAGGCAUAAUGCUGAUACCGGUCUGCCUCAAUUAUGAGAUCAGUGUCUGCUGCAUCCCCAACAUACCAGAGUGCAUUCCCACAAGUGCCACCACGAGCACCACGACAGCCCUUCCUUCAUCCACAAUGAGCACAGGGUCCUUUCCAUCCAUGUCAACAACCACUCCCACGCCAAAACCAUCAGAGCCUCCCACCACCACCACCAUCAGCACCCAGGAGACAUCAGAAAGCAUUCUUCCCACCUCAACAACCCCCCAAAUAAUAACCGUAACACCAACAGCUCCUCCUACAGAACGACAAGAAUUAACUACAACCACCAUGAGCACCACAACUUCAGGAUCACCCACACCAGAGCCUACAACCAGCACUUCUGUAUCACCACCACCGGUACCUACAUCCCCAGUGACAUCCUCCACAUCUAGAGUCACUGAAAAAGAAUCAACCACCGAAACCACCACAUCAAGACCCACACCCUCAGGAACCCCUCAACACAGCACCACAAUUGUAACGAAAACAUCAAGCCACGAGACGACCUCCACUGGGACAAGGAGCCCCACAGGCACAUCACCUACAACCACCAUAAGCACCACAACUCCAGGAUCACCCACGCCACAGCCUACAACCAGCACUACUGUAUCACCACCACUGGUACCUACCACCUCUGUGACAGCCACCACGUCUGGAGUCACUGAAUCAGGAUUGACCACCAAAACCACCAUAUCAAGCCCCACACCCUCAGGACCUCCUCCCGCCACUACCAGAGUGGUAACAGAGACAUCUCGUCCUUUGACAACAACUGCAACUAGCAGUAUGUUAACAAGAUCACCUGUUACCACCACCACAACUCCAGGAUCACCCACGCCAGAGCCUACAACUAGCACUACUGUAUCACCACCACCCUUAUCAACAACCCCAGUGACAGCCACCACAUCUGGUGUCACUGAAAUAGGAUUGACCGCCAAGACUACCAUAUCAAGCCCAACACCCUCAGGACCUCCUGCCCCCACUACCACAGUGGUAACAGAGACAUCUCGUCCUUUGACACCAACUGCAACUAGCAGUAUGUUAACAAGAUCACCUGUUACCACCACCACAACUCCAGGAUCACCCACGCCAGAGCCUACUACAAGCACUACUGUAUCACAGACACCGGUACCUACAAUCUCUGUGACAGCCACAACAUCUGGAGUCACUGAAACAGGAUCGACCACCAAGACCACCACAUCAGGACCCACACCCUCAGGAACCCCUCAACACAGCACCACAACUGUAACUGAAACAUCGAGCCAUGAGACCACGUCCACUGGGACAGGGAGCUCCACAAGCACAUCACCUACAACCACCAUAAGCACCACAACUUCAGGAUCACACAUGCCUGAGCCUAUAAGCAGCACUACUGUAUCACCACCACUGGUACCUACAACCUCUGUGACGGCCACCACAUCUGGAGUCACUGUAACAGAAUCGACCACCAAAACCACCACAUCAAGCCCCACACCCUCAGGAACCCCUCAACACAGCAGCACAAUUGUAAUGGAAACAUCGAGCCAUGAGACCACCUCCGCUGGGACGAGGAGCCCCACAAGCGCAUCACCUACAAUCACCAUAAGCACCACAAUUCCAGGAUCACCCACGCCAGAGCCUAUAACCAGCACUACUGUAUCACCACCACCCUUAUCAACAACCCCAGUGACAGCCACCACAUCCAGUGUCUCUGAAUCAGGACUGACCACCAAAACCACCAUAUCAAGACCCACACCCGCAGGACCUCCUAUCUCCACUACCACAGUGGUAACAGAGACAUCUCGUCCUUUGACACCAACUGUAACUACCAGUACAUCAGCAGGAUCAACUGUUAGCACCAUCACAAUUUCAGGAUCACCCAUGCCUGAGCCUACUACAAGCACUACUGUAUCACCUCCCCUGGUAUCAGCAACCCCAGUGACAGCCACCACGUCUGGAGUCACUGGAACAGGAUCGACCACCAAAACCACCACAGCAAUACUCACACCAUCAGGAACCCCUCAACCUACCACCACAAUUGUAACGGAAACAUCGAGCCAGGAGACCACCUCCACUGGGACGGGGAGCCCCACAAGCACAUCACCUACAACGACCAUAAGCACCACAACUCCAGGAUCACCCACACCAGAGCCUAUAACCAGCACUACUGUAUCACAACCCCUGGUAUCAGUAACCCCAAUGACAGCCAUAACAUCUGGAGUCACUGAAACAGGAUCGACCACCAAAAGCACCACAUCAAGACCCACACCCUCAGGAACCCCUCGACACAGCACCACAAUUGUAACUGAAACAUCGAGCCAUGAGACCAUGUCCACUGGGACAGGAAGCCCCACAAGCACAUCACCUACAACCACCAUAAGCACCACAACCCCAGGAUCACCCAUGCCACAUCCUACAACCAGCAUUACUGUAUCACCACCACUGGUAGCUACAACCCCAGUGACAGCCACCACGUCUGGAGUCACUGAAUCAGUAUUGACCACCAAAACCACCAUAUCAAGCCCCACACCCUCAGGACCUCCUGCCCCCACUCCCACAGUGGUAUCAGAGACAUCUCGUCCUUUGACAACAACUGCAACUAGCAGUACAUCAGCAAGAUCAACUGUUAUCACCAUCACAAGUUCAGGAUCACCCACGCCAGAGCCUACAACUAGCACUACUCUAUCACCACCACCCUUAUCAACAACCCCAGUGACAGCCACCACAUCUGGUGUCACUGAAAUAGGAUUGACCACCAAGACUACCAUUUCAAGCCCAACACCCUCAGGACCUCCUGCCCCCACUACCACAGUGGUAACAGAGACAUCUCGUCCUUUGACACCAACUGCAACUAGCAGUAUGUUAACAAGAUCACCUGUUACCACCACCACAACUCCAGGAUCACCCACGCCAGAGCCUACUACAAGCACUACUGUAUCACAGACACCGGUACCUACAAUCUCUGUGACAGCCACCACGUCUGGGGUCACUGAAACAGGAUUGACCACAAAAACCACCACAUCAAGCCCUACACCCUCAGGAACCCCUCAACACAGCACCACAAUUGUAACUGAAGCAUCGAGCCAUGAGACCACGUCCACUGGGACAGGGAGCCCCACAAGCACAUCACCUACAACCACCAUAAGCACCAAAACUUCAGGAUCACCCAUGCCUGAGCCUAUAACCAGCACUACUGUAUCACCUCCCCUGGUACCUACAACCUCUGUGACAGCCACCACGUCUGGAGUCACUGAAACAGGAUUGACCACCAAAACCACCACAUCAAGCCCCACACCGUCAGGAACCCCUCAGCAUAGCACCACAAUCGUAAUGGAAACAUUGAGCCAUGAGACCAUGUCCACUGGGACAGGGAGCCCCUCAAGCACAUCACCUACAACCACCAUAAGCACCACAACUCCAGGAUCACCCACGCCACAGCAUACAACCAGCACUACUGUAUCACCACCACUGGUGCCUACAACCUCUGUGACAGCCACCACGUCUGAAGUCACUGAAUCAGGAUUGACCACCAAAACCACCAUAUCAAGCCCCACACCCUCAGGACCUCCUCCCGCCACUACCACAGUGGUAACAGAGACAUCUCGUCCUUUGACAACAACUGCAACUAGCAGUACAUCAGCAAGAUCAACUGUUACCACCAUCACAAGUUCAGGAUCACCCACGCCAGAGCCUACAGCUAGCACUACUGUAUCACCACCACCCUUAUCAACAACCCCAGUGACAGCCACCACAUCUGGUGUCACUGAAAUAGGAUUGACCGCCAAGACUACCAUAUCAAGCCCAACACCCUCAGGACCUCCUGCCCCCACUACCACAGUGGUAACAGAGACAUCUCGUCCUUUGACACCAACUGCAACUAGCAGUAUGUUAACAAGAUCACCUGUUACCACCACCACAACUCCAGGAUCACCCACGCCAGAGCCUACUACAAGCACUACUGUAUCACAGACACCGGUACCUACAAUCUUUGUGACAGCCACCACGUCUGGUGUCACUGAAACAGGAUCGACCACCAAGACCACCACAUCAGGACCCACACCCUCAGGAACCCCUCAACACAGCACCACAAUUGUAACUGAAACAUCGAGCCAUGAGACCACGUCCACUGGGACAGGGAGCUCCACAAGCACAUCACCUACAACCACCAUAAUCACCACAACUUCAGGAUCACCCAUGCCUGAGCCUACAACCAGCACUACUGUAUCACCACCACUGGUACCUACAACCUCUGUGACAGCCACCACGUCUGGAGUCACUGAAACAGGAUUGACCACCAAAAACACCACAUCAAGCCCCACACCCUCAGGAACCCCUCAACACAGCACCACUAUUGUAAUGGAAACAUUGAGCCAUGAAACCAUGUCCACUGGGACAGGGAUCCCCAGAAGCACAUCACCUACAACCACCAUAAGCACCACAACUCCAGGAUCACCCACGCCAGAGACUGCAACUAGCACUACUGUAUCACCCCCCCUAGUAUCAACAACCCCAGUGACAGCAACCACGUCUGGAGUCACUGAAACAGGAUUGACCACCAAAACCACUACACCAAGCCUCACACCUUCAGGAACCACUCAACACAGCACCACAAUUGUAACGGAAACAUCGAGCCACAAGACCACGUCCACUGGGACAGGGAGCCCAACGAGCACAUCACCUACAACCACCAUAAGCACCACAAGUCAAGGAUCACCCACGCCACAGCCUACAACCAGCACUACUGUAUCACCACCACUGGUAUCAACAACCCCAGUGAUAGCCACCACAUCUGGCAUCUCUGAAACUGGUUCGACCACCCAAAAAACCAUAUCAAGCCCCACACCUUCAGGACCUCCUCCCGCCCCUACCACAGUGGUAACAGAGACAUCUGGUCCUUUGACAACAACUGCAACUAGCAGUACAUUAACAAGAUCAGCUGUUACCACCAUCACAAGUUCAGGAUCACCCACGCCAGAGCCUACAAGUAGCACUGCUGUAUCAUCACCUCCGGUAUCAACAACCCCAGUGACAGCCACCACGUCUGGAGUCACUGAAACAGGAUUGACCACCAAAAGUACCACUUCGGGCCUCACAACUUCCGAACUGUUUCCCUUCAGCACCCCGACAGUAACAGGAACUGGUAGCCCCCUGUCAAGCACUGCAGCUUACGCUACUUUAGUAAGAUCUACUGCUAUCAACACAGCAACAACUGUGGGGCUAUCUUCUGCAGAGCCUACAGCCAGCAUAACUGUACCUCAGUCAUCCGUAUCAAGUCCCAUGUCAGUCACCACCUCUGGUACAACUCCAACAGAGUCUUUUACCAUGACUUCAGGAACUACCUCUAGUAAUUUUACCACAAUCACUGCAACCACCACCACCUCUGGAAUUCUUUCCUCUGGCUCAACUAGUAUGUCUGUUCCAAUUGCUACCUCAAGUGCAGUCACCAUUCCAGGAAGCUCUACAUACAGUACAGUUACUAAAUUCAGUGCUUCGAGUUCAACUCUAAGUCUACCACCAACCACUCCUGGAAAAAAUUGUUCUAUUUCACCUAACGAAUCUUACGCGCCAGGUGAAUCAUGGUGGCUCUGCAACUGCACUAAGGCCAUAUGCAUAGAAGAUGAUGUAAUCCAGGUGGUUCCCAUAAUCUGUAAUCCACCUCCUAAACCUACAUGUGCCAAUGGUCUUUCUCCUGUACAAGUCAUUGAUGAGGAUGGAUGCUGUUGGCACUGGGAAUGUGACUGCUACUGCAUUGGCUGGGGAGACCCACAUUACAUGACUUUCGAUGGACUGUACUACAGCUAUCAAGGGAAUUGUACAUAUGUCCUUGUGGAAGAGAUUGAUAAGAAAGUUGACAACUUUGGUGUCUACAUUGAUAACUACAAUUGUGAUGUACGGGAUGUAGUCUCCUGUCCUCGAACACUCAUUGUGAGACAUGAGACUCAGGAAGUGCGCAUAGCAACAGUCAAACAAAAUACUCUGCAAGUAGAGGUGACAGUAAACAAACAGGAAGUGGCUUUGCCUUAUAAAAAAUUUGGUGUGAGUAUCUAUGAAUCAGGCAUAAAUCGCGUAGUGGAAAUUCCUGAACUAAAAAUGAAUGUGACCUACAAUGGCUUGUCCUUUUCUAUCAGAAUGCCCUACAGCCUGUUUGGCAACAACACUCAUGGACAGUGUGGUACUUGCAAUAACAACACGGCAGAUGACUGCAUGUUGCCAAAUGGAAACAUUGCAGAAAAUUGUGAAGUUAUGGCAGAUCACUGGCAAGUUAUUGAUCCCUCCAAACCACAAUGCUCUCCAGGCCUAAUUCCUACAAAAGCACCUAACACAACUCCAACGCCUUGCAAAGACUCUUCCAUCUGCGAGCUUCUUUUGGGAAGUGUGUUUGAGCCGUGCCAUGGCCGUGUCCGGCCUGAAAAGUACUAUUCAGCCUGUGUUUUUGAUAGUUGCGUACUUCCCAACUUAGACCUGGAAUGCUCAAGUCUGCAGAUCUAUGCUGCCACCUGUGCUGAUCAAAGUGUAUGCAUUGACUGGAGAAGUCAUACAAAUGGUGUUUGCUCUUAUACAUGCCCCUCAGAUAAAGAAUACAGAGCAUGUGGUCCUAUUAAAGAGAUAACCUGCAAAUCAAGCCAGCAAAAUGAAACUUCAACUAAACAAGUGGAAGGCUGUUUCUGUCCUAAUGGAACAAUGCUGUAUGACUCUGGUGUGAAUGUCUGUGUAAAAACAUGUGGCUGUGUUGGAGUGGAUAAGAUAUCAAGAGAGUUUGGGGAAAAGUUUACAGUAGACUGUCAGGACUGUAUUUGCCUGGAAGGUGGAAAUGGCAUUGUAUGUAAGCCUCAUGAAUGUGCCAAACAAAAUAAGACCACUUGUGAUGGAGAAGGCCUCCAUGAAGUCAGUGAAGUCAAUCCUGAUGACUCCUGCUGCCCCAUUAUCACAUGCAAAUGCAAUACAAGCUUGUGCACAACUAAUGCCCCCAGGUGUACACUGGGAUUUGAAGUUCAUUCUCACAUUCCCAGGGGCCAAUGCUGUCCUGUGUACCAGUGUGUUUCCAAGGGGGUUUGUGUACAUCAGAAUGCUGAAUUCUUGCCUAAUUCCUCAGUCUUUGUUGAUAAGUGUCAGAAUUGUUUCUGCACUAAUGAAGUUAACGUCAGCACUCAACUGAAUAUCAUCUCAUGUGAACAUAUUCCAUGCAACACAGAUUGCAAACCAGGAUAUGAACAUCAACCAGUGGAAGGUGAAUGUUGUGGAAGAUGUGUGCAGACUAAGUGUAUUAUACAAACAGCCAACAAUUCUGACCUCAUCUUGAGCCCUGGAGAGUUUGAAAAUGAUCCUAACAACAACUGCACCAUUUAUAGCUGUGUAAAUAUCCAGAACCAUCUUCUCUCUUCUAAAUCUGAGAUAACCUGCCCAGCGUUCAAUGAAGACAGCUGCAAACCCGGAACUAUUGCAUUCUUACCUAACGGUUGUUGCAAAACCUGUAUACCCCUGGAUAGUCCUACACCGUGUUCUGUCCGUCAAAGGAAAGACUUUAUCCUCUAUAAGGGCUGUCGUUCUGUGGACAGAGUUGUCAUGACUGAAUGUGAAGGAACAUGUGGAACCUUCUCGCUAUAUUCUGCUGAGGCCAAUUUUCUGGACCACAGCUGUUCCUGCUGCAGGGAAUCAAGGACUACCAUGAAGGAAGUGAAACUGAAAUGUCCCUCUGGGAGUUCAAUUUCACACAAGUAUAUAUAUGUGGAAAGCUGCAGCUGUCAAGACACUGAAUGCAGCAACUCACGGUCCAGUGAGCUGCAGACCACAGAAGAAAAUGAUGAGGCAAGCACUGUAGACCGUAUCAAGAGGGCCAUCAGCUUAACAUCAAAAUGAACAGGAAAAAAACUAGCAGCAUUCAACUAAAAGGGUUAUGCACCAUUCUCAUCUUCCUUGACAACUUUUGAACUUUACUUUUCCCAGUUACUGUAUCCUGUUUGUUCUCUGAUUAUUUUUAACAGUGCUGUAUUUAUUUGUGCACAAAAUAAGAACACAGAUUUGUAUUCUUCCAAGUGCACAGCCUGUUGGUUCCUUAUAUAAUCAGCUUAUUUCCUUUGAAUGAUUAA
This is a messenger RNA of Pezoporus occidentalis (night parrot), 12992 nucleotides long. It is a transcript of the gene MUC2, whose product is annotated as mucin 2, oligomeric mucus/gel-forming. Gene Ontology annotation, molecular function: protein binding. The coding region runs from base 1 to 12762 and encodes 4253 amino acids. The transcript has 50 exons. The record is from RefSeq and is a predicted model, not a curated record. NCBI's taxonomy places the organism in Eukaryota, Metazoa, Chordata, Aves, Psittaciformes, Psittacidae. Gene Ontology annotation, cellular component: extracellular matrix.